CAUUCACUAACUUUACACUAAAUCCAUGUAUGAUACAGGAGCUUUACAUACUUGAAAUGUCGGAGAGAAAUGAUGAUAAGGGAAAGAGGAUCAUCAUUGGUGUUUCAACCUUGUUCUUGGUGGCUGUAGUUGGGGCUAUCGUGUUUGGUAUCAGCCUCAAUGAGAGUGGUUCAAAUGGAAAUGGUGAUAAUGUUAAUAACAAAAAGGAACAUGUUACUGCCUCUGUAAAAGCCGUCCAAACCCUUUGUAAUCCCACGAAUUACAAGGAAGAAUGUGAGGAAAAUCUCAUGGCAGGUGUCGGAGACAGCACAACAACAAAUCCAUACGAACUUAUCAAACUUGCUUUCAAUAUCACCAUUGAAAAAAUUACUGAUAAAUUCGAAGAAAUGAAUAUCUUGCAUGACAUUGAGAAGGAGCCCAGAGCCAAGAUGGCACUCGAAACAUGCAGACAACUCAUGGAUCUUUCGGUUUCGGAGUUAGAAAGGUCAUUUAUUGGAAUGAGCGAGUUUAACCUGAUGAGUGUUGAUAAAAUCCUCAUGAACUUAAAAGUUUGGCUGAGUGGUGCACUUACAUACCAAGACACUUGCUUGGAUGAGUUUGAGAACACCACCAGCGAUGCUGGUAAAAAGAUGCAGGAUUUAUUAACGACAGGCAUGCAUAUGACUAGCAAUGGUCUUGCCAUCAUAUCAGCAUUGUCUGAUACUUUCACAAAUUUGAAUGCCACAAAAUUAUUGGGACGUCGCCUCUUUCAAGAUUCUGAAUCACCCUCAUCGGUUAAUAAUGGAGGACUAAAUGAAACUCUGAUAUUAAAUCGCAAGCCUAAUGUGACGGUAGCCAAAGAUGGCAGUGGAGAUUUCAAAACCAUCAACGAAGCACUGAACAAAGUACCCAAGAAAAAUAAAACGCCAUUUGUGAUCUACAUCAAGGAGGGCAUCUACCAAGAGUAUGUCGAAGUUAAAAAGAAUAUGACUCAUGUGGUUUUCAUUGGUGACGGUGGCAAAAAGACAAGAAUAACAGGCAACAAAAACUACAUAGAUGGAGUCACCACCUAUAAAACUGCCACAGUCGCUAUUCAAGGAGAUAACUUUGUGGGCAUGAACAUGGGAUUUGAGAACUCUGCUGGAGCCGAGAAGCAUCAGGCAGUGGCAUUGAGAGUUCAAGCAGACAAGUCUGUGUUCUACAAUUGUUCAAUGGAUGGGUAUCAAGACACACUUUACGUACACGCCCUGCGUCAGUAUUACAGGGAUUGCACCAUUUCUGGUACCAUCGACUUUGUGUUCGGAAAUGCACUUGCUGUUUUCCAGAAUUGCACUUUCGUGAUCCGAAAGCCAAUGGAAAAUCAACAAUGCAUUGUGACUGCACAAGGUAGAAAAGAGAAAGAACAACCGUCUGCAAUA
Vigna umbellata (rice bean) is the source of this 1397-nucleotide messenger RNA. RefSeq names its product pectinesterase-like. Gene Ontology annotation, molecular function: enzyme inhibitor activity; pectinesterase activity. The record is from RefSeq and is a predicted model, not a curated record. Lineage: Eukaryota; Viridiplantae; Streptophyta; Magnoliopsida; Fabales; Fabaceae. Gene Ontology annotation, biological process: cell wall modification.